Molecule: messenger RNA, 1003 nt
Organism: Jatropha curcas
Lineage: Eukaryota; Viridiplantae; Streptophyta; Magnoliopsida; Malpighiales; Euphorbiaceae
Gene: P24BETA2
Product: emp24/gp25L/p24 family/GOLD family protein
Source: RefSeq, a predicted model, not a curated record
UGCAGUGAAACACAUAGAAUCAAAGCCCAUUACGACAGAACACAACACAACGCUACACCUCAAAAGUCUCGAACGUCGCAAGGUCUGAUUCUCAAGUUCGAUUCUUUGAUAAGUGAGUUUGGCUUUAAAAGAACCUUAACGAUCCUCUUAAUCCAACUCGAAAGAUGGGUAUUGGGCUAAAGGAACUCUGUGCUGUUGUAUUGCUGGAAAUAUUGUUGAGCCAACAAGCAGUUUUUGGAAUUAGAUUCGUGAUUGAUAGGGAAGAGUGCUUCUCUCAUGAUGUUAAAUUUGAAGGGGAUACAGUUCAUGUUUCCUUUGUUGUCAUCAAGACAGAUUCAUCUUGGCAUUAUACCAAUGAUGGUGUUGAUCUUGUGAUAAAGGGGCCUUCUGGUGAUCAAAUUCAUGAUUUUCGUGACAAGACAAGUGAUAAGUUCGAGUUUAUGGCUCGUCAAAGAGGAGUCCACCGGUUUUGCUUCACUAACAAGUCUCCAUACCAUGAAACCAUUGACUUUGAUAUACAUGUGGGCCAUUUUUCAUACUAUGAUGAGCAUGCGAAAGAUGAACAUUUUAAACCUUUGUUGGAUCAGAUAUGGAAGCUUGAAGAGGCUCUUUACAACAUUCAAUUUGAACAGCACUGGCUGGAGGCUCAGACUGAACGUCAGGCAAUAGUAAAUGAAGCAAUGAGCAAAAGGGCUAUUCACAAGGCCUUCUAUGAAUCUGCAGCACUCAUCGGUGCUAGUGUUCUGCAAGUUUACCUUCUCCGACGACUGUUCGAACGGAAGCUUGGGAUGUCCAGAGUUUAGAGUUUAAAUUAAGCACUGCUGCGAAAUAGUUGUAGUAUUAAGCAAAGUGUCUCUCAUAUCAGAGUUAAACUGAUUUUCUUUCCUCAUCAAUUAGGGGAAAAGGACGUGUAUAGAGUAUAAACCAUCCAUUUUGGAACCUUUGUUCUUUAAAUUAUUGAAUUACAAAAGAUUAAUUUUUCAAAAUGAUUUGAUUUUCUCGA